CCGGGAGUUGGGAACAGUUUGCACGUGCUCCCCGGUUGAAAAUGAAUCUCCGGAAUCCAGACAGACGCCGACGAGCUCAGUCGCCGGAAUCUCUCCUGUGGGAAUGGCAAAGAGAGAGAAAGAAAGACAUGGUGCGCAUAUUAUUCAAGGUCCGUAGUUGUUUGAUAGUGGAGGUGUGAAACUAUCACUUUUACUUUAAAAUAAAAACCCCCCAACAUCUUACUGUAGCACACGAUAAAUUUACACACAACCCAAUUAUCCAAUUACAUACAAACGCAUACAUCUUUGUUUCUAAUCUAUUACCGAUUAUAUAUGUAUAUUAUAUUUCAGCUUAUAGUCAUUGUUUGACAUCUGUUGGCAUUCGAUUCUCUCCUGCCUUCUAUCUACCACGGAUGUAUGUGAUUUAGGGAUCUUUCUGCAGCAGCAGCAGCAGCGGAGGACCCCUGUUCGUCUACUUGCUAAUUGAGCGGGUAAAGAAAUCAGCUUUGCAGUUUGCUUCUCUCCGCCUCUCUGAUCUAAUGAAGUAGGGGAAAUUGGAUUGUUUUUCAACUUGUGACAGGAGGGAAAUACGGGAAACUUCUUUGGAUGUAUGAAUUCGAUUGUUUUGUCUAUGAAGAAUUGAAGCAGCUGCAAUUCAUUUAAUCUAGUAUUGGGAGCAUGGACUCUCCUACCUCCCAGUUUGUCUCUGCAAGAAGUAUGGGUAUCUUUGAGCCUAUUAACCAAAUGAGUUUGUGGGGAGAUUUUAGUGGCGACGGGUUUCCAAAUACAGCCAUGGCCGAAAUCAUGGAGGCAAACAUGAAAUUAGAUAAUCAGGUGCAUAGUUUGAAGCUAAUGUAUGAGUCAGAGGAUACUUCACAUGAAAUGCUAGAAUCAUCAAACAAGUGUGAUCAAGAAGCAUCUAAAUUCCCUGACAAGGCGCUUAGACGUCUUGCACAAAAUCGUGAGGCUGCUCGUAAAAGCCGUAUGCGGAAGAAGGUUUAUGUUCAACAGUUAGAAACAAGUCGUUUGAAACUUAUUGAAUUAGAACAGGAGCUUGAACGAGUUAAACAACGGGGUCAGUAUAUGUGCAAUGCAGUAGAUGCUAGUUAUCAAGGGUACUCAGCACCAUUAAACUCAGGUAUAAUUGCAUUUGAGGUGGAGUACGGACGAUGGGUGGAUGAACAAAACAAGCAAAUUAAUGAACUGAGAGAUGCAUUAAACUCUAAUACAGCUGACAUAAAACUUCAAAUUCUUGUUGAUGGUGGCUUGAAACACUAUUAUAACCUCUUCCGAAUGAAAGAAAAUGCAGCAAAAUCUGAUGUCUUCUAUAUCAUGUCUGGCGUUUGGAAGACACCAGCUGAACGCUUUUUCUUGUGGAUUGGAGGAUAUCGCCCUUCCGAGCUUCUAAUAAAGGUUCUUCUGCCCCAUCUUGAACUGUUGGAGCAACAACGUGCCCAUAUAUGUAGUCUUGCACAAUCAUGUCAACAAGCAGAAGAUGCUCUCACACAAGGAAUGGACAGAUUGCAGGCAACUCUUGUUGAGGCAGUAGCAGCUGGUCGAUUUGGUGAAGGAAGUUAUCUUCCUCAGGUUUCCACUGCAGUCGAACGGUUGAAAGCAUUACUGGGUUUUGUGAAUCAGGCUGAUCAUAUUCGCCAAGAAACCCUGCAACAAACAUCCCACAUCCUAACUACACGUCAAGCAGCUCAGGCACUACUUACACUGGGAGAAUACUGUCAACGUCUUCGAGCAUUAAGUUCCCUCUGGACUAAUAAUCAUCCUUGUGAAACUACAUAACAAGAAGGUGAUUCAACAUUUUCUCAUAUGUGAUCAUUGUUUGCAGAAUCAUGAAUUUUUAUUUUUUUGGGGGAGCUUGUUAGGUAGUAUAUACUACUAUUGUGCUGAAUGGGAGAUGCUUGUAGAAAAUUGUGUUGAAAUACAGUUUACUGCUCAAAGUGUGGCAAUAGAGCAUUUGAUGUAAAUAAUCAGCUAUGACAUAAAUUUAUAUACAUUUUUUUGAGUAUUUUGUUAUGUACAAAUGUAAUCUAGGAGCUUCUGGA
This is a messenger RNA of Impatiens glandulifera, 2036 nucleotides long. Its product is annotated as transcription factor TGA1-like. The coding region runs from base 658 to 1773 and encodes 371 amino acids. Gene Ontology annotation, biological process: regulation of DNA-templated transcription; DNA-templated transcription. Gene Ontology annotation, molecular function: DNA-binding transcription factor activity; sequence-specific DNA binding. The transcript is spliced from 10 exons. NCBI's taxonomy places the organism in Eukaryota, Viridiplantae, Streptophyta, Magnoliopsida, Ericales, Balsaminaceae. The record is from RefSeq and is a predicted model, not a curated record.